UCACUGUGUCCUACGGACACAGCUGAUCACGUGAUGUGGUAAAAGGCCAAUCACAGCGGCCUUUUACCACCUGAUCAGCGGUGUCCAAUGACACGCUGAUCAGAGGGAAAUGCAAGUGCCGGGCACUGAUGAUCAGUGCCCUGAUGAUCGGUGCCCAGCAGUGCCACCCGCAAGUUCCGCCCACCUGUGCCCACCAGUGCGCCCACUAGCUCCGCCCACCUGUGCCCAGCAGAUCACCCACCUGUGCCCAGCAGUGCACCCACCUGUGCCCAGCAGUGCACCCACCUGUGCCACUCUGCAGUGCCACCUACCUGUGCCCAGAAGUGCCACCUACAUGUGCCCAGCA
Molecule: messenger RNA, 346 nt
Organism: Staurois parvus
Lineage: Eukaryota; Metazoa; Chordata; Amphibia; Anura; Ranidae
Source: the annotation of a GenBank genome assembly